AUGUCAGAUCCCAAGAAGUAUACAGUCGGCUGGAUCUGCGCUAUCCGCACAGAGCUCGUCGCCGCCCAAGCGUUUCUCGAUGAAACGCACGAACAGCCGAAGGAACAAGGCCCAAACGACUCCAACCACUAUGUUUUGGGCCGUAUGGCCCAUCACAAUGUUGUGAUAGCCUGUCUUCCGGGUGGAGAAUACGGCACGGCAUCAGCAGCUGGCGUCGCGAUCAAUCUCUUACGAAGCUUCCCAACCAUCCGCAUUGGCUUGAUGGUCGGGAUUGGCGGAGGUGCACCAACUAAGAAGCAUGAUAUACGGCUCGGUGAUGUUGUCAUCAGUAUGCCCAGUAACGGCAGAGGAGGGGUAUUCCAGUAUGACUUCGGUAAGACGAUACAGGGCCAGGCCUUCGUCGAAACCGGGUUCUUAAAUCAACCUCCAGAUCUGCUCCGAACGGCAGUGGAAGCGGUCGCGGCGAAGUACGAACUGGAUGGACACAAGCUCGUCGAAAGCGUGAACAAGUCCCUCGAUAGGAAGAAGAGGCUGCGGAAGAAAUAUUCUUGUCCCACUAGCAGUGAUGUCCUGUAUAAGUCAGACUUCACACAUUGUGGGGACGAGCUGGAAGGCUGUGAAACCUGCGGUAGUGAUCCAUCCGUUGCUGUAACGCGACCGGAACGUGGAGAGGAUGAAGACAACCCCGCAAUUCACCAUGGCUUGAUUGCUUCUGCAAAUCAGCUGAUGAAAGACGCACUGGUGAGGGAUAAGCUGGCGACAGAAAAAGGGGUCCUUUGUUUUGAGAUGGAGGCUGCAGGCCUAAUGAAUCGCUUCCCGUGCAUUGUAAUCCGCGGGAUAUGUGACUAUUCUGAUACUCACAAGAACAAGGAAUGGCAAGGGUUCGCUGCCAUGAUGGCCGCCGCAUAUGCAAAGGACCUGCUUCAUCAGAUGCCAGCCUCGAAAGUAGAGUGUGAGAAGUCGAUCCACGACAUGCUAUCUUCUAUAGAUGGGGGGAUCAAUUCCUUGUGCUUAACUACAGAGAUGGUUAAGUCAGGAGUGGAUUCGGCAAAUGAGCAGGAAAUUCGAAAUUGGUUCUCUACCACCCCGAUAUCGACUACCUACAACAAAUCAAUUCAGGACCGUACGCCUGGGACUGGGCAGUGGCUGCUUAGUUCCCAGUCAUACAAGGCUUGGAAGGGUAAUGUGUCUGGUCUAUUGUGGCUGUAUGGGGCCGCUGGAUCAGGGAAGACAAUGCUAUGCUCCACGGUCGUUCAAGACGUGUCAGAUCAUGUUCAACAUGACACGGGUAGGAAGCAAGCAUUUUGGUACUUUCGAUUCAGUGACAUUGCAACGCAAAAUGUUUCCAGUAUGGUGAGAUCGUUCAUUCGUCAAUUAUCCCCGUCCCCUCCUCUCGCUUCUACUCAAAAGCUUUGGAAAGAACACAGUGAACGAGGAAGCGAACCGACCCUCAAUGAGCUCACGGCUAUUCUUGGCGACAUUAUAAAUGACAGCAAAGAGGUGUUUGUUAUUAUAGAUGCUCUGGAUGAAUGUCAGCAGACAUCACAACUUCAGGAGAGAACAAGUUUGCUGAGGUACAUCAAUACAUGCUUGAACAGACAUAAGGAUAACCUUCACAUCCUGGUCACGAGUAGAGUUGAUCACGAUAUCAAGUCUGCUCUGGAGCACUACAAGGCAAUCAAGAUCGAGGAAUGGAUAGACGGUGAUGUGAGGAUGUACAUCGAGAAGCAGAUCCAUUCGGGUUGCCUUGCAGAAUACCAAGACAGCGUUAAAAAUAAGAUCAAGGAAUCUCUUCUAUCGACCAAAGAACGCCGAUUCCGAUGGGUCGAUUUGCAGAUCAGAAGGCUGAGUGACUGCAAUACCGAGGACCAGAUAGCCACCGCGCUGAGAACUGUUCCAGAGACCUUAGAGGAUAUCUACAAGGAGGCUCUUGAGAAGGUUCCCCUGAAAGAUGGGAAGGUCGCCCGUGAGAUCCUUAUGUGGCUUUGCUUUUCUCUUCGGCCUAUGACUGCUGGGGAAAUUGCCGCAGCCGUAGGUCUCCUACAACCUGAGAAUGCUCUACGCAUCUGCUCAACCAUGCUUGUGACGUUGAUCCAUGAGCACACGGAGGGAAUUCUUCAGCUUGCGCAUUUCACUGUCAAAGAAUAUUUAGUGGUUCUGAGGGCAUGCAACAACACCCUUGAGCACCAAUUUACAGAGGAGUCGGCUCAAGAUACCCUGGCACGCACGACUGUGAGCUGUUUGCUCGAAAGCAAAACGCUCGGCCAGUCUACGUUUGCAUCCCCAAACCGCUUACUAGAUUACUCUGCACGCUUCUGGUACGAGCACGCAAUAAUUUUGGAGGGGAGAGACGAGUACGCCUCAUUAAGAAAGGCGAUUGACCAGUUAUUCAGCCACGAAUAUUCUGCAGAAUAUGAACUUUGGCUGAAGACAUACAACCCCGACAAUCCUUACGCCAAUCCUUACGCCUUAACUAAAGAAAAGAAUACCCCCCACCCACUUUACUAUGCUUCAUUCCUUGGAUUCUCUCAUAGCGUGAGAAAGCUUCUUUUAGAAGGCGGAAAAGUGGAGGAGGAGGGCCGGCCUGGGAACGCUUUUCUCGCCGCGGUAAGCAACGGCCAUGAAAGUGUUGUCAAAGAAUUUCUCGAAAGACUUCCUCCGCCGGAUGAAGUGGAGGUUUGCAGGGUCAUAAAAGUUCUUAGAAGAAAUGCCGGAAAUAUUUUAUCGAUGUAUUUGGAAAGGUACACAUUCGAGAUCACAGAGCUGAUUUUGAUGGCCGCAGUAGAGAGCCUGCAGCCUGAGAUUCUCUCUAUGCUUCGGCGAUUCGGGGGGGGAGAGGUAGACGUGCCAGAAUACAUGGUACAAAUUGCGGCAGUAACUGCGGCAGAGAGCGAACGGAAAGGUAUGGAGACGUUGGCUAUGCUCCUGGACCGAAAAGGGGAGGAGAUCAAGAUCACAGAAAAAGUGGUAAUGGCUGCAGCCGGAGAGAAGGCGGGCGGUUCGGGGGUUAUGGCAAUGCUUCUGGAUCGAAGAGGAGAGGAGAUUCAGAUCACAGAAGAAGUGGUAAUGGCUGCAUUGCAAAACAGGUGGAGCGGUCAAGAGAUCUUAGCUGUUCUUCUGGACCGAAAGGGACAGGAGAUCGAGACCACAAAAACAUUGGUAACAGUCGCAGCCAUGGGCAGUAAGAGGGGCAAAGUGAUUCUGACGAUGCUUCUGGAGCGAAGAGGAGAGGAGAUCAAGAUCACAGAAGAAGUAUUAAUAGCUGCAGCCAAGAACGAGAGGAGUGGCAAAGAGAUCUUAACUAUGCUUUUGGACCGAAAGGGGGAGGAGAUCAAGAUCACAGGAGAAGUGGUAAUGGCUGCAGCCAACAACACGGAGAGUGGUUCAGGGAUUAUGACUGUCCUUCUUGACCGAAAAGGAGACGACGUCAAGAUCACAGAUGACAUGGUAGAGGAAUUCGUAAGAAAGUUUGACAAAUUUUUCAUGAGUGCUCUCCUAGGCUGGAAAGGAGGCGACAUCAAAAUUACAGAAAAGUUACUAAUAGCUGCAGCCAAGAACGAGCAGAAUGGUAGAGAGGUCUUGGCUGUCCUUGUGGACAAAAAGGGAGAGGAGAUCAAGAUCACAGCAGAAGUUAUAGCAGCCGUGUCAGAGAACCUGCGAAAUUGGCAGGCGAUCAUGGUUCUCCUGCUAUGCCAAAAAGGAGAGAAUAUUCAAAUCACAGAUGACGCGGUGGCAGAAAUCGCAAGAAGAUUUGAUAAAUUCAUCAUACUCCUCCUCCUAGGCCGAAAAGGAGGACUUAUUGAGAUCACUGAAGAACUCAUGAUAUCUGCUGCAGAGAACGAAUUAAAUGGUAAAGAGAUCUUGGCUCUUCUUCUGGAUAGAAAAAGAAAGGAUAUCAAAAUCACUGAAGGGAUAAUGCUGGCUGCUGUAAGAAACCAAUGCAGCGGGAACGACAUCGUAACUCUCCUUUUAGAGCGGAGUGAGGAGGAUAUUCAGAUUACAGAUGAAUUGGUAACGGCCGCGGCAGAGAAUAAGCGCCAUGCUGGACAUAUCAAGGCUCUCCUUCUUGGCCGAUUGCAGAAGCUUAACGAACGGUCGAUCCUCCCCAAAAACGACAUCGCCAUUCAUGACGAGAAAGACGCCGCAAUUUCGGGCGACAGUGGGGAUUGUUCUAUAUAG
This is a messenger RNA of Pochonia chlamydosporia 170, 4179 nucleotides long. RefSeq names its product NACHT domain-containing protein. Gene Ontology annotation, biological process: nucleoside metabolic process. The transcript has 6 exons. Gene Ontology annotation, molecular function: catalytic activity. The record is from RefSeq and is a predicted model, not a curated record. The coding region runs from base 1 to 4179 and encodes 1392 amino acids. NCBI's taxonomy places the organism in Eukaryota, Fungi, Ascomycota, Sordariomycetes, Hypocreales, Clavicipitaceae.